Messenger RNA from Leptopilina boulardi, 1192 nucleotides. Its product is annotated as leukocyte receptor cluster member 1. The coding region runs from base 178 to 969 and encodes 263 amino acids. The record is from RefSeq and is a predicted model, not a curated record. Lineage: Eukaryota; Metazoa; Arthropoda; Insecta; Hymenoptera; Figitidae. The transcript has 3 exons.
CCUUUAUAUUCUGACAGUUAUGGCUACUUGACCUUAGGGUGCAACAGGCCAAUAAAUAAAACCAACAAACCAAUAUUCUGACAGUUUAUCUCAAGUCAUUUAAGAAGUUAUCUUAUGUUUAAAAGAAGAAACAAAGGGAAAUUAAUUGAAAGAAAGGAAUAAAUAAAAUUAUUUAAAAUGAAUAUUUUACCCAAAAAACGAUGGCAUGUACGCACUAAAGAAAAUAUAGCAAGAGUUAGAAAGGAUGAAGCGAAAGCUGCACAAGAAGAAACUGAAAAGAAAUUACGAAUCCAAAAGGCUGAAAGAGAAGCGCAAAUCGAAUUUUUGCGUCAGGAAGCAAGAAAAAAGUAUGAUGAUAAAGUCAACAGCAACUGCACUCCUGUUAAAACUGAAAAGCACAUUAAUUUUUUCUCUGAGUUGGAAGAAGACAAAGUUGAUUAUAAAAAAAGUAAUGUACAUAAUGAAAAAGAAAAAAAAGAUGAAAAAGAACAGUAUGAAAAGAAAAUUGGAUAUUUAACGUAUCUUGGCCAAGAUACUCUUGAACUAAAAGGAGAAACUAGUUGGUAUAAUAAAGAUCGUGACAGCGAAUCACAAGUCAAAGAAAGUGAAAAAGAUAAGCGGAAAAAAUCUUUUCAAGAUCCUAUUCACAGUAUGAAUAAAUACAUAAAAUUAUUAGAUAAAGCUAAUAAAAGCAAUGAUAAUAAUUUAGCUUUAAAUAAAAAAAAAAAAUUAGAAUCGAAAAUUGCGUACUCUAAGAAAAAAAAAGAUAGUAAUCAAAAAGAUACACUGGAACAAUUGAGAACUAAAAGGUUAUUGCGAGAACAAAAAGAAAAGCUUAAAACUGAAAUGUUAUUAGCAAAACUACAAGGCAAUUCUAAGCCAGUUGAGUCUCAAAAAUCAGAUAUCCGACAAAAGUAUAAUUCUCAGUUUUUUCCAGAAUUUGCAAGACAGAAUUUAAAAAAAAGUUAAAAAUAAGAAAUGUAUGAUUACAUUAUUAGAAAUUUGUAAAAUGUGAUUAUUUUACAUUUCUAUAAUCGUAAAGUGACUAGAGUGGCUCACUGGCCUUUAAAUGCAAAUAAACAUUUACGAAAUAUGAUUAAUAAAUCAAACAAAAAUAAAUAGAAUAAUAUAUUUUUAAUUGUGUAUUUAUAUAUAGAAAUUUAAAAUUGUAAUAAAUGAUAUAUUAAAAAGU